AUGCCCUCCUCAUGCAAAGACAUCCGCGCCGCCCUGGCCCAGUGCCUCCAAAACUCCGACUGCAUCCUCGUCGACCGCCACACGCCCCUGGAAUGCCUCUCCUCCCCUUUACUCGAGACCCUCCCCACGCAGUGCCAACAGCUAAAGAUCGGGUUUCGCGAGUGUCGGCGCGGGUUGGUCGACAUGCGCAAACGGUUCCGCGGCAACGCGCCCAUCUCGACGAGUCUGGAGCUCGAGGGGGGCGGCAGCGACGACGGCAAGGGCAAAGGCACGCAGCUUUACGGGGGGAGGCCCGCGUUUGAUGUGCGGGAGAGUAUGGGCAAGGGGGCCAGAGGAGAGGUGCAGGGGUUGGGGUUUGACGAGAGUAAGACGAGGGGCUUAUGA
Messenger RNA from Cladophialophora yegresii CBS 114405, 384 nucleotides. RefSeq lists its product as uncharacterized. The record is from RefSeq and is a predicted model, not a curated record. Bases 1 to 384 code for a protein of 127 amino acids. The transcript is spliced from 2 exons. NCBI's taxonomy places the organism in Eukaryota, Fungi, Ascomycota, Eurotiomycetes, Chaetothyriales, Herpotrichiellaceae. Gene Ontology annotation, biological process: mitochondrial respiratory chain complex IV assembly. Gene Ontology annotation, cellular component: mitochondrion.